Messenger RNA from Penicillium cinerascens, 1749 nucleotides. RefSeq names its product putative general amidase. Bases 1 to 1749 code for a protein of 582 amino acids. Lineage: Eukaryota; Fungi; Ascomycota; Eurotiomycetes; Eurotiales; Aspergillaceae. The transcript is spliced from 3 exons. The record is from RefSeq and is a predicted model, not a curated record.
AUGGCAACGCAAGAACCUCCCUACGUGGCAAUUGCCCAGCGAAAGCAAGCCGAGUUGGCUGCUGCUGUUCCUGCAGAAUGGCGACUGCCGCCACACCUCGUUCCCGCGGGGAUGCUCUCCCCCGCCGAGUCGAUCACCGAAGGUCCCAAGCUGUAUACCCGAGUCAACGUGAUAGAAAUUCCACGCACCUGUGGAAUCCUUAGCCCCAAAGAACUCGAAAUCACCGAGAAAUACCAUGUGCGCGCAUUGGUGGACGAGAUGACCGAGGGGAGGUUGAAGGCGGAAGAGGUGGUGCGAGCGUUCUGCAAGAGAGCAGCUAUUGCCAACCAGCUCACUCGAUGCCUCACAGAGCCACUCUUCGAUCGCGCCCUUCGCCGAGCACAGGAAUUGGACGACCACCUCCGCCGAACCGGCCGUCCCUUCGGUCCCCUACAUGGCCUUCCUGUUUCAGUGAAGGACUCAUUCCACAUAGAGGGAGUGGACUCCAGCAUUGGCCUUUCUGCACUAGCAUUCAAGCCCGCACGAGUAAACGCCGAUCUCGUGAAUCUGCUCCAGUCCCUCGGUGCUAUUAUCAUCGCCAAGACGAACGUCCCUCAGACCCUCGCAACGCUCGACAGCUGCAACCACCUCUUCGGUCGGACACUCAACCCGCUGAACCGCCAAUGGACAGCCGGUGGUAGCACCGGCGGUGAGGGUGCCUUGGUUGCCAUGCACGGGUCAAUGGUCGGCUUUGGCACGGAUAUCGGCGGCAGCAUCCGGGUACCCGCCAUGUGCCAGGGCAUCUACGGUUUUAAGCCGAGUAACGGUCGCGUACCCUAUGGUGGCCAGGAGAGUGGACAGCUCGCCGGUAAGGGCCGGAUAGCCCUGCAGGCUGUUGCUGGUCCGCUGGCCCGUUCGACCGGGGACAUCUCAGCCGUUAUGGGAGAAAUCAUAAGGCGCUCUGAACUAUUUGGUGAAGACUGUAUUCCGGGUUACUGGCCUGCGCCUUCUGUCGCGCUUUCCCUGUAUCCUCAGCGGAAAUUCACCAUAGGCAUUCUCAAGACCGAUGGCCUCGUCACUCCUUUGCCUCCAAUCACCCGCAUCCUCAACGAAGUGGCCCAGCAUUUGGCCCGCACGGGCGUCAAUGUCGUCGAUAUUCCUGUCCCGUCGGCUUUGCCGAAGUGCCAGGGUGUAGCGGGGCGUCUCAUGGGCGUGGAUGACGGCUCCAGCAUGCUCGAUCUCAUUGAGAGCCAGGGCGAGACUUUAAUGCCGUGGCUGCAGGGUCGGAUGAAGCGCGGCAAGGCACUCACUCUUGAUCAAUUGGCACAGCUGCAGGCUCAGCGCGCGCAGAUUGAGAAAGAGAUGUUGAAAAUGUGGACUUUGAAUGGUUCUCAUAUUCGGCAGGUUGACGCUAUUGUGUGCCCUGUCGCACCACACCCAGUCCCCGAGCUUGACCGAUACAAUGCCGUCGGAUAUACCUCAACAUUUGUGUUGUUGGAUUAUCCAGCUGCAACAAUGCCCGUGCGGAAGCUUGUGGAGUCCGAUCUGGAGUUGGGCAAGACAAUGGACGCACCUGUACUGGGAAGCUGGGAUAAGGCCAAUCGCAAACUAUGGGAUGAGAAAACAGUUGACCGUCGCGUGUACCUGGAGUCACCGCUUAGUGUCCAAGUCAUCACGCCGAAGCAGCAUGACUUUGAGCUUUGGCAAGCCAUGGACAUGAUUGAUCAGGCGGUACAGAAAGGUAGUGGCUCGCCUAGCGCUAAGCUAUGA